Messenger RNA from Sporisorium graminicola, 2901 nucleotides. RefSeq lists its product as uncharacterized. The record is from RefSeq and is a predicted model, not a curated record. Gene Ontology annotation, molecular function: 8-oxo-dGDP phosphatase activity. Bases 1 to 2901 code for a protein of 966 amino acids. The transcript has a single exon. NCBI's taxonomy places the organism in Eukaryota, Fungi, Basidiomycota, Ustilaginomycetes, Ustilaginales, Ustilaginaceae.
AUGUCGCGUUCAAGCGAAUCGUUCACCUUGCUAGAAAGCGGCGCCUCUCGGAUUCACUUCAAGCUUGCCAAAGAGCUCGAAGAAGCGAAUUCGCUUCAUCAGCAGGACACCAUCAUCCUCGAUACGGUUGCACAUCUUCGCAAGCAGCUUUCUUCGCGCUCAUUUUCCGCUGACGUGUCCAAGCUCGCCUCGGCACUUGUCACGCUGCUUCACUGCCUUCAGCACUACCCGGCCUCGACCGCAUCCCUAGCCAGUCAGCCCACGUCUAUCGAUGCCAGCUUCGCCCUUCUUCCCGCCCUGCAAUUGCUGAGCUUAGCCACGGGCUGGAAAGACCUGCUCAUAGCACACCAAUUGCUCCCGUUUCUUCUUCCUCAAAGCGGUAAAAGGCGAACAAAGGAAGAGACUACUUCCGUCUCUGCUGGCAGCUCGUCUCCAAUCCCUCAUUCAGCGAAUGAUGAGUCGUCGUCGUUGCUUCUUCUAAAUACCUUUCGAGCGGACCUUUCGACUGCUUUGGAAGAUUCUCAGCAGCAUGUGCCUCGUCACGACAUGGACAAGCGCUCCCGGUCCCCGUCACGCUCUCGGUCCUCAUCGCGUGCUAUGGUGAAAGAUGUUCUUCAGCCUGACCCUGCGAACAUGACGAGCUUCCGAGCCUUGGCUUGCCUCAAAUCUCUCGUUACCGGCACACCUCGAGGACCAGCUGUGCUACCGUCCCUUGCCUCCACGCUGGUGGAGCUGACUCGUCAUCCGGACUCUUCGAUACGCACCAUGACACUCAAUGCCAUGCUCACUUGUGCUUCGAUCGACGCAAGUGAUUCAUCGGACGCCGAUGGACAGGCAGAGAUUCUCGAUGCUGCUCUCACCAUUGUGCGUCUUACCCUAGCAUCGACGUACGCUUUCUCACCUGGUCUCAAUCCGGACGAGAAUCAGGGAAUGAUUCUUGCCGAAAUGGAAAGGCGGGUCGACUCUAGUCCCAAUGUGCUUCGCGCAUGUAUCAAGAUCGUGGAUCAUGCCCGUGCUAGCGGCAUCAUCACCAGUCAAGAGGCGGCUUGUCACGCCAUCGAAGCGCUCCAGGCCACCCGCUGGGUUCCCAUGCACCUAGAAGUAGCAGCCCUCGAGCAGCAGCGCUUGGCAGCAGCCGUCGCUGGACGCACCGAAGGCCUUCGUGCCCGCACAGCAGCACGACAGAGACCGACUUUACAAGCAGAGCACGACUAUCACGGUACAUACGCACCCUGGCUCGUGGAUGCUUGUCUUUCCUCCUUGACAGGAUCACUUGCGAGUGCGUUUCAACACUCGUCUCCUCCUUUGGACGACGCGGUGAAGAGGGAGGUGCUGAAAGCGGUGCUUCGCAUCUACCACGUUGCAUCCCAAGGCAAGGCGGCAGCUCUAGCUCUUUGUGUCGCAGCCGCACGAUGUAUUGGAACCCUCGCGCCUCUUUCGACGACCGGGACGCUGACGCGACCCGCUGUCGACCGCGAUGAAGAGCUCGCAGCAUUGUGGGCCACAUUGUCAGCUCACGUCAAAUCUCAGCUGUACAGCACCAAUCCGAAUCGUAAGACUGCAAGCAUCGUCGUCCUGGACGCACUCCUCCCCCUCGGAUGGGCACAAGGCAAGUCGGAGGCAAACAUUGUCGAGUCGACGCCGGACCAAGAACCCCCAGUUGCCUCCAUUUCGCCAGUGGACAUCGCUGAACCCGAGAUGGCACAGCUCAUGGCGCUGCUAACGGACCCGGACACAUCCAUCCGCAGAAGAGUACUGGCACUGCUGCAUCGAGUUGAUUCCGGCCUUGCCGACCUCUUGGCCGCAUCCUCGGGCAUUCUCGACCAAGAAGAUUUAGAACUCGUCGAAGAAGUGGCAGACCCGGAACGGCGUCUUGACGUUACUGGCACUGAUGGCCACACACCUUCGCUCUUGGACCUCGUUCACCAGUGUCACAAUCACGAGCCUUGGCUGGACUCCGGCCUGACGCCGUUCGUUCUGGAUGGAGUGCAGAUCGGGUUCCUCACAGCGAGAGUCGUCAAAGCGUGUAUCGACGACUCUGGGGAGCAGCUCCGCGCUGGCUCUCCUCCCGUACUGCGCAAAGUUCGAUUCGCCAUGCACCACCGCGAGAUUGUACCGCCAACGGCACCUUCGCGUGUCUGCGAAGCAAUCACCUUCACAUCGCACUUUGCCACGCCGGAAGCGAGAACAGCGGGACUUAACGCGGUCGCGCAGCGGUGGCGCCAAGCUGGCACCUUCCCCGAUCCUCUCGAUGGCUGGCGCGACGAGCUAUAUGCGAUCUACGGCUUGAACCCUCAACCGGGCACCCGCAACCCGAUCGCCUUCAAGAUGGAGCGUGCGGCGUGCGCCUUGUUUGGCUUUGCAACGUUUGGGGUCCACUUGACGGCGUACACUGUCGCGCCGACCACAGGCGAGCUCAAGGUGUGGGUUCCGCAGCGCAGCAGCACCAAAUCGACGUGGCCGGGCUACCUGGACAACUCGGUGGCUGGGGGUAUCGUCGCAGGCGACCUGCCGAUGGAGAGCAUGGUGCGCGAAUGCGAGGAAGAGGCCAAUCUCGAGCCAGCGCUGGUGAAGAAACACAUCAAGCAGACAGGCGUGCUGAGCUAUUGCUACAAAACGUCCAAGCAGGGUUGGAUCCAGCCCGAGGUCGAGUACGUCUACGAUCUGCCCCUACCCGCCGACGUGGUGCUGCAGCCCAAGGACGGCGAGGUGGACCAUUUCGAGCUCAUGACGCUCGCCGAGAUCUACGACAAGAUGCGCGAGGGCCGGUUUAAAGCCAACUGCGUGCUGGUGCUGUUGGACUUUUUGAUCCGACAUGGGCAUAUCACCGCGGAAACCGAGCCGGGGUACAGGCAGAUCGUCGCCCAGCUUCAUGUGGAUCUGCGUCUGCCUGGUCCGUGA